Messenger RNA from Alternaria postmessia, 1419 nucleotides. RefSeq lists its product as uncharacterized. The coding region runs from base 1 to 1419 and encodes 472 amino acids. Lineage: Eukaryota; Fungi; Ascomycota; Dothideomycetes; Pleosporales; Pleosporaceae. The transcript has a single exon. The record is from RefSeq and is a predicted model, not a curated record.
AUGCCACAGAGUCUGCAAGACCUAAAGAGGUUGUCGGAAGACGAGCAGCUUCAUAGAUACGUUCGAGAGCUGGAGUUUGGCCCAGAGAUAUUGAACACGAAUCUGGAAGUGGACCUUCAAUACAUCAAGGAGCAAGGGGAGGAGCCUUCUACCGGUUAUCCACAUCCUGAGAGCUACAUUUACGUGGAUUCUGCCCGCCCAAUUUGGCCGAUAGUCAAGCUUCCAAGACCGCUGCGUGAAGGUGUUACCAGCAGAGACUCAGAGUCAGCAAUGGUUGUUCGAUGGAACAAGCGAGGUAGUUAUGGUCGCUGGCUUCAAAGAUACGGAGAUACACUGAAAAGAUUAGUUGAACGCCAAAACCACUUUCGAGCUGGAACCGGAUAUCUCCGAGAAGCCAUUAUAAAGUUCCCGGCACUGAACAGCAUCAAGAUCAAUCCUCGUCCAGUAGGUAAUUACUACGAGCAGCGCUUUGCUGAAAUCAUAAAACGGAGUAGGGGUACCACGCCGCUCUUCCGCGAACUUGGAGCACAUGAGCUCGAAUUAACGACCGACACCGCUCCGUACGGUUCAGAGUCCAUCUUGGAGUUCAGCCUUGACGGUCUUCUCUUCAUGGAGUAUUACGCAGAGAUCAACAUGCUGGAAAACCUCUUCAAUGUCUUGAGCUCGGUUGACUUGGGCAAGUUUACUGUUGAUCUGACGAUCACCGCAGCGAACCUUCUAUCUAAUGGCAAGGUCUUUGACAUCAGUCACAGAACUUGGACAGCCAUGGCCCCCCGUGUACGAAGCCUCACGUUCGACUUCGCAAUGAGCGACAUGAAGAUCUACCAAGUUCCCCCACUGUUAACAUGGAUAGCCGAGAUGGUACAACCCACCCGUGCGGUCGAACACUUUUUCUGCCGCAAUCUCUUCUUCGGGCACUUUGUAUUGCGAAAAGUCUUCGCGCAAUCCUCUUGGGCAAGUCUUCGAACGCUGCAUCUCUUCCGAUGUAAAGCCCAUAGCCGCGAUUUGCUCGGAAUGUUCCUUCGUCAUCGUUCAACUCUGGAAGAUGUAAGUUUGUCAUGCGUCACGACUACUGGUAUGAGCGCAACAUCCUGGAAGAACAUACUUGUUCUAAUGAAGGGCAUGGAUCAACUUGAUCGUGUCACGCUGGAUCGGCUCGAACUACAGGGUGCUAUUGACAUGUCUAGCCUCUUGUCGCACCCUUGGAACUCCAAACCAUCCACAUGUUAUUGCUUGAAGGCAAAAGGGCACGGGAAAAUCCGUCACAUGCUACUUGUCGCGACAGAGUGCAUCAUACUUAUUCCAGGUCGGAAAUCUACGGUUUGCGAAGUGCAUUUUCGGACAUUGCAACUUAACCAAGAGUACCUAGGGCAGAGCUCAGUGGGGUCUUGGCAAAGCUCGUCCACAGACCUGUCUUAG